AUGCAGAGAGGAAAGGCGUCACAACAAUGGUUCCUUAAGUUCUCUGCUGCUCAGUUGCGUUUGUGUUUCUCAAGGGCUACUGGUGAUCAUACCCUCUUUGUCAAGACUUGUGCUGAUGGACAUUUUCUUGCAGUGUUAGUGUAUGUGGAUGACAUCAUUGUGGCAAGCACAAAUGCAUCCAAAUCUAAAGAGUUGAUCCAAAAUUUGUCUCAACAGUUCAAAUUGAGAGAUCUUGGCGUUCUUAAGUACUUCUUGGAUCUUGAAAUAGCUCAAAGCAGUGAAAGUAUCUCUGUUUGUCAGAGAAAAUAUGCUUUGGAGACUCUUUCUUCUAUAGGAAUGCUUGGAUGCAAGCCUAUCUCGACUCCUAUGGUUCUGAAUCUUCAUUUGUCUAUUGAUGAGGGUGCUCCUAUAGAGAAUCCAGAGAUGCGUCAAAGCCUUGUUGGACGGUUAAUGUAUCUUACGAUCACUCGACCAUAUAUCACAUAUGCUGUCAACAAGCUUUGUCAAUACUCCUCUGCUCCUAAGUUACCUCAUCUUCAGGCAGUCUAUAAAGUGUUGCACUAG
This is a messenger RNA of Brassica rapa (field mustard), 564 nucleotides long. RefSeq lists its product as uncharacterized. The record is from RefSeq and is a predicted model, not a curated record. NCBI's taxonomy places the organism in Eukaryota, Viridiplantae, Streptophyta, Magnoliopsida, Brassicales, Brassicaceae.